Molecule: messenger RNA, 1058 nt
Organism: Filobasidium floriforme
Lineage: Eukaryota; Fungi; Basidiomycota; Tremellomycetes; Filobasidiales; Filobasidiaceae
Product: ATP synthase subunit D-domain-containing protein
Exons: 6
Coding region: 169-948 (259 amino acids)
Biological process (GO): vacuolar acidification
Cellular component (GO): fungal-type vacuole membrane; vacuolar proton-transporting V-type ATPase complex
Molecular function (GO): proton-transporting ATPase activity, rotational mechanism
Source: RefSeq, a predicted model, not a curated record
GAUCUAUGCGACCAAACAACCAGUCCAAGCUCUAUAGACUGCUGAGACUAUACUCUGUGAGAAGUGUUGUCGAUCAUUCAUUUCGGCAUCACACAUCGCUAACGCGGGCGGUCCUACCAUAGCCUUGAUUGAAGUCGAGCAUUAACAAGGGAAUCAAACGCAUACAUCAUGUCUGGUCAAGGUCCAAGAGAGUCGGUCUUCCCGACCCGUAUGAACCUGACAUUGACGAAACAGCGAUUAAAGGGAGCUCAGACGGGUCAUUCGCUGUUGGCCAAGAAGCGUGAUGCGUUGAUGACCAGGUUCAGGGCAAUCCUGCGGAAAGUGGACGAGGCCAAACGUCUAAUGGGCCGGGUGCUCCAACUAGCUUCCUUUUCUCUGGCCGAGGUGACCUACACUACGGGAGACAUUGGGUUCCAGGUUCAAGAGUCUGUGAGACAGGCGAGCUAUACCGUCAGGGCCAAACAGGAGAACGUCUCUGGAGUCGUCUUGCCGGCAUUCGAGGGCGUGAGGAGCAAGGAGGGGAACGACUUCAACCUGACCGGUCUGAGUCGAGGUGGACAGCAGAUUCAAAAGUCGAGAGAGACUUACGUCAAGGCGGUCGGAACGUUGGUAGAACUGGCUUCCCUGCAGACGGCGUUUACGAUCCUGGACGAGGUCAUCAAGGCCACGAACCGACGAGUCAACGCGAUCGAGCACGUCGUCAUUCCGAGGUUGGAGAACACCGUGUCGUACAUCAAUUCAGAGUUGGACGAGAUGGAUAGGGAAGAGUUCUUCCGACUGAAAAAGAUUCAGGGAAAGAAGAAGCGAGACACGGAAGCCGCCGAGGCCGAGAUGGCCGCCGAGAAGCAGGACGGCGUCGAGUACAGUGCCGACAGCGGGAUCGGGGGUGGAGAUGCGGGCGGCAAGGACAUGUUGGAUCAGGGCAAGGACGAGGACGUCAUCUUUUGAGUGUGGCGGUGUGGUUUUAGACGCGGGCGAGGGGGGAGACCGUUUUUGUAUCGAUUUUUUUUCUGUUUCUGGGCGUGACGUCGUGAUCAUAUAUAUCCCUGUCUUGUCGA